AUGGAUAUCACCAAGUUUGUUGUGUCCGGCCGGGAUGCGGCGCUACUGUACGGAGACUACGCAACAUACCAGAACCAGUUGGCCAAAAAGUUGCUCAACAGCCGCAAGAAGCUAGGCAUCGCCACGAGAAACCGCGGCAAAUUCAGCAAGAAGGGUGAUGUCACUGCCACGCAGAUUGCAGAGAAUCAUGAGUACAUCCACCUGUUGCUGCUAAUGAGCGAGCGCGCCUGGGCCAACGCUAUGGCAAUUAAGUCAUCUCACGCCUCGGAUGCAAAGGGCGUGACCGGCAAGACCAGGUCACACAUCGUGUCCCGACUCGAGAAAGCAGCGAAGACUGCCGAGCAACUCGUCGAACUCCUCUCGCAGUCGGAUGCUGGCGCCACCCAGAAUGACAAGCUCGAGUCCCGUGCUUACGCAGCCCAGAUCCGCGGUGCUGCCCAGUUCGAGAAACAACAUUGGGAGCCAUCUCUGAAGAGCUAUGCUGUUUCGCGCAUCAUCUACAACGCCAUGGCUACCUCGACAAAGGGCGACAUCUUCAAGGACCUUCUUUCCGAUACCAUUGACCCCUCAAUCCGAUAUGCCGCCUACCAGCUCAAGACGCCACGUACGAUACCUAUUCCUGCGAUUGCGAGUCGCGCGUUUCCCCAAUCCGAUAUUGCACUAGUGCAGCAGAUCAAUGAGAUUGACCCAAACUUGCUGAAGCAAGCGCAGACAGAGGUCGCUAAGGAGGGCGAGGGUGCCGAGAACGCUCCUAGGACGCUCACGUGGCGCUCGCGUGAGGUCCAGAUCGAAGAUGCUGCAAUUUCUUUGGCGUGGGGCAGAGUGGAAGAGGCCAAGGCAAAACUGUCUGAACAAUGGCCCUCUCUUUCCAAUGCUGAGCCCAGGGACAUGGCCGCCGCGUAUGACGACAUCCUCGAGGCGACACAGGAUGCCGCCGACGCCACGAAGGAAGCCAUUGACGAGUUGCGGGGUGAGGGUGUAUCUCAGGGUGAUUCCCGUAUGCAGAGUUUGCAGAUCACCCGAACUGCCGUUAACUACGAGAUGAUCAGCUGGCGUAUCGGCCGAAACCGUGUGCUGACGGGUCGAGACGACGGCCUGGCCGAGAACUACAGCUCAUUGCGCAAGAAGUCGAAGGACGGGACCGCAAAGAAAUCUAAGGAGGAGACACCCGGCCGCAAAGCAGCCAAACUGAAGGAGCUCGUUGCCCUCUAUGAAGGAACCUUGCAGAGUCUUGAGGCUGCGCGAGAGUUGCCCGGGGUGGCCAAUGACGAGGAUCUUGCCGAGCAGCUUGAGUCGACCGCACAGUAUUUCCAGGCACUGAAAUCUCUCUCCAUCGCUCGCUCCCACGCCAUCAUUGGCAACACCGUCAACGCCCUGGCUCUCACCAAACACGCCACCAGCGAAGCACAAGAGGCUGCCUCGACGCUCGCCGGUGGGGCCCAACACAACAUCAACUCUCCCCGUAACAUCGACGUGUCCAGCAACGACGCCAAGGCCCUGACAAACUUCCUCCAGGGCGAGCUUCAGCGUUACCGUGCACUCGUGCACCUCUCCAACCUGCUCAGGAACGCGGAGUCAAGCGAAGACGACACCAAGAACGUCCCACUGAUUGAGCGGCUGCGGGAGUAUCCCUCGGGAGGCACAGACCUCGCGAACCUCGUCAACAUUCCACCCAAGCUGUCUACCAUCCCUGUGAAGCCGAUAUUCCUAGAUGUCGCCUGGAACUAUAUCGACUAUCCCGGUAAGGAGCCGCAAGAAGUCGCGCCACCUAACCAAGACGAACAUGCCUCCGAGAGUGGGACCAAGUCGCAAUCGCAGAAGAGAGGAUGGUUUGGUUUCGGUAGAUAG
Molecule: messenger RNA, 1848 nt
Organism: Colletotrichum graminicola M1.001
Lineage: Eukaryota; Fungi; Ascomycota; Sordariomycetes; Glomerellales; Glomerellaceae
Product: signal recognition particle protein
Exons: 3
Coding region: 1-1848 (615 amino acids)
Biological process (GO): SRP-dependent cotranslational protein targeting to membrane
Cellular component (GO): signal recognition particle, endoplasmic reticulum targeting
Molecular function (GO): endoplasmic reticulum signal sequence receptor activity; 7S RNA binding; signal recognition particle binding
Source: RefSeq, a predicted model, not a curated record